This is a messenger RNA of Hyaloscypha bicolor E, 1374 nucleotides long. RefSeq lists its product as uncharacterized. Bases 285 to 1232 code for a protein of 315 amino acids. The transcript is spliced from 2 exons. Gene Ontology annotation, molecular function: chitin binding. The record is from RefSeq and is a predicted model, not a curated record. NCBI's taxonomy places the organism in Eukaryota, Fungi, Ascomycota, Leotiomycetes, Helotiales, Hyaloscyphaceae.
GGACCGAAACACCAACGACGAAAGUGUGCUCGUACAUUCCAGUCGUCAGCGAAAUAAAAAUAAAAAAACUUUUGAUCAAGGAGGAGCCGAGAAGGUAGCAAAGCACGAGGGCCCACCGAAUAGACCCGAUCAAGAUGUUCAAGUGGAGCAGUUCCUCAGGAAGCAAUAUCAUAGCAAGAGUGGAGAUAGAAUGCCAAGUUUGGAUUCAAAGGACUGAGGGAUGAGAUUAGCCUGGCUCAUUCAUAUAGGAUUGCGGUAGAAGAGGUGCAAAACAUGAAUUUUUGAUGGCCGCUUUGGAAGACACGAAGUCAGCCUCGCAAUUCUCGCGUCUCCAAAACUUCAACGUCUUUACAUCACCUCUUUCAUCUCGGCUUCUACAAUCAGAUCAACAAAAGCCCCUCAAAUCUGACGAAACAACUCAAGUCAAAGAAUAUAAAGGAAUCAUGCAGCUGUUCAAGAUGCUUCUUCAUCUCGCCUUCGCUUUCCUCCCCCUCCUCACGGGUGCACUCUCUCUCCCUGGUAUACUCGAUCAUGUCCUCCAAUUGGUCAACGGCUCCAUUGUCCCCAGUAUCGAUGGUACAUGCGGCAGCAAGGCCAACUACACCUGCGCUGGAAGCACCUACGGGCCAUGUUGCUCAUCUUACGGCUACUGCGGCAACACCACAGCGCACUGUCUCUCUACCCAUGGUUGUCAAGCUGCCUAUGGUCAAUGUUCCAACGAGACCGGGGACAUUGUGACACCAACUAUCGAUGGACAAUGUGGUGGCUAUGUUACGUGUGCAGGAAGCGCUUGGGACGGGGCUUGCUGUGACAGGUUCGGAUACUGCAAUUUCGAUGCCACCUACUGUCUCGUUGAGAAUGGUUGUCAGAAGGGUCUGGGACGAUGCACUCAAAAGUCUCCAGAUGGAACAUGUGGCGGCAUACAUCACGAGGCCGUCUAUAUCUGCACUGGAUCUCCAUUCGGUGUUUGCUGCUCGGAAACUGGUUUCUGUGGCUCUGACUCUCUGCAUUGUGGUUUGUCUUGUCUUGGCAAGUUUGGGGAAUGCUUGGCACCAAGCCCGGAUGGAACUUGUUCUUGGGACAGAGGAUAUACUUGUCUGGGUAGUGAGUUUGGGGAGUGCUGCUCAGGACAUUCGUGGUGUGGAAACUCCACUGGGUAUUGCAGUGUCGCUGCUGGCUGCACGACUGGUGGUAUCAACAAUCCAUACCUGGGCGUCUGCAAUAUACCAUGAAUUUCCUCGGGGAGGGACAUUGUUCCGCAGGCGGUAGGAACAUUACCGAACUCUGAAUUGUGUUGAGGGAGGCUGUGGAUUUUUUUGAUUCGUAGCUUUCUUGCUCUCCUUAAAUACAAUUGCAACUAGGUUCUCUUCCAAC